Molecule: messenger RNA, 917 nt
Organism: Suillus subalutaceus
Lineage: Eukaryota; Fungi; Basidiomycota; Agaricomycetes; Boletales; Suillaceae
Product: ubiquitin-conjugating enzyme/RWD-like protein
Exons: 8
Coding region: 341-712 (123 amino acids)
Biological process (GO): protein sumoylation
Cellular component (GO): nucleus
Molecular function (GO): SUMO conjugating enzyme activity
Source: RefSeq, a predicted model, not a curated record
ACUUAGUGGAUCCUGGAACCGAACCUGAUUGAACACCAAUCCUUUCGCUCUUCCCAUAGGUGUUCCUUUGGGAAACUGUUUAUUGUGACUCAUUGUCCCCUUGACGGUUGUCCAUAGCUUAAUUCUCGCCUACCAUGUCUGGAAUCUGUAGACCACGUCUUGCCGAGGAGCGCAAGCAAUGGAGAAAGGACCAUCCCUUCGUAAGUCCCCCGCUUCUUCUGUGCGUUUGAAUGAAGCGCUUUCAUUUGUACUCAUUAUCUUGCGCCACUUGCUCAAUUGAAAUAUUCCCCUCGAUAUUUAGGGAUUCUAUGCGAAGCCAGUGAAAGCUGCAGAUGGCUCCAUGAACCUCAUGGAGUGGGAAGUGGGUAUUCCUGGAAAGGCUGGUACGCCUUGGGAAGGUGGUCUAUUCAAGCUUACCAUGACCUUCCCUGAAGAUUAUCCGUCUAAACCACCGAAGUGUAAAUUUACGCCUCCUCUCUUUCAUCCAAAUGUCUAUCCGUCAGGAACCGUCUGUCUUUCCAUCCUUGACGAAGAAAAGUCGUGGAAACCAGCAAUUACCAUAAAACAAAUUCUCCUAGGCAUCCAGGAUCUUUUGGAUGAUCCAAACGUAAACGAUCCGGCGCAAAGCGACGCCUACACCAUGUUCAAAAACGACAAGGUUGCCUAUGAGCGAAGAAUCCGGCAGCAAGCCCGGGAGAAUAUACCGAAAUAAAGCGACAGUCAUGUGUCUGUAGUUAUCUUCACAAUGAGAACAUCAAAUCUCAACUGGCAAUGUUCACAUUACGGAUCUGACUCUUCUGCUUCCCGGCCUCGCUGGCCGUGAAUGAUGCAAAGAUGGCAGAUCUAUAUAAAUCACAUGUGCUUCCGUCCAAGGAAUGCCUCGGAAGAAAUUCUGUACAGUCAAUGGUGAAAGCGAG